Punica granatum (pomegranate) is the source of this 4787-nucleotide messenger RNA. The record is from RefSeq and is a predicted model, not a curated record. NCBI's taxonomy places the organism in Eukaryota, Viridiplantae, Streptophyta, Magnoliopsida, Myrtales, Lythraceae.
UGUGCUAUCCGAUGGAAAAGUGAAAACACUGGGACCCAUACAUUGAUUAUUGGAAAGAGAAUUCGGGGCAAGUCAUCAAUAUCCUUCCCAUUCAUCUGUUUGUUUUUCGAUCCAUUACAGAAUUUCUUUCUGACCACUGAGCAAAACUUAUGCAGAGAGAGAUGUUGGGAUUUCUUUUCUUUAGUGGUUUCACUGUCUGGGCGUGGUUCCGCAGUGAGAAGAAAAUAGAGGAUGCAAUGGGCCAACAAAAGAAGGAGGCUGCUGAAAAAGAGGGUGAUUCGGAAGCAUCAGUCUCUGACUACGAAGUUUUCCUAAGUUUCAGAGGACCAGAUUCUCGGCAGGGCCUCGCCGAUGUCCUCUACAACGACAUGAGAACAGCCGGGAUCCAUGUUUUUAGAGACGACGAUGAGCUUGACACCGGUGAUGAGAUCGGCAAGAUUCUUCCGGCUAUCAAGAACUCCAAGAUAUGCGUACCAAUCUUCUCCAGUACCUUUGCUGCCAGUGCGUGGUGCCUCCGAGAAGUUGAAAAAAUGGUCGAGUUGAAGAAAAAGAUCAUGCCGAUUUUCUACACAGCCACACCAGAAGAUGUUAAGCUAGGCACGGCAUUAUUCAAGAAGGAACUACGGAAGCACGAGAAGAAGCAUGGAAAAGAGCAAGUGAAGAAGUGGGAGGAGGCUCUCAAAGUGGUCGCCAGAAUCAAAGGGCGGGAAGUGAAGACUACCGGAUUUGCGGAAUUCAGCAUGUUGUUUGUCAGAGCACUUCUGAUCAAGUUGAAGGUAAAAACAAAAUAUUUGACCAAUAACCUAGUUAAAAGAGAUGAUCAUGAGGAGGCUGUAGUGAAAUUGUUGGACAUCGACUCAAGUGAUGUACGAAUCAUUGGCAUCCAUGGAAUGGGUGGCAUUGGUAAGACGACUCUUGCCAAGGUCAUCUUCAACAAACUCUCACCUAGAUUCGACUGUUGCAGCUUCCUUGAGAACAUCCAAGAAUCCUUAAGGCGUGAUGGUCUUGAAUACUUGCAAAAGCAGUUAGUGGAAGAUCUCGAUCCAAAGUUGAAAAACUUUCAAAAGAUCGACACAAUCACAAUGCUUCGAGAAAAUUUUCGUAGAAGGAGGGCUCUCAUCGUCCUUGAUGAUGUAAAUCAAAGAAAACAAAUAGAGAUGAUAGUCGGGAUGUUGGGUUGGUUUGGCUCUGGAAGCAGGAUAAUCAUAACGACUAGGGACAGAAGUAUUUUCACCAGAGAAGCUUGUACUCAUGCUAUGGAGGAGAUGGAUCCUGACCAAGCUCUCCUACUUUUCAGUAGACAUGCCUUUAGAGAAGACUCUCCUCCAAGUGACUUCCGAAUUCUUUCAGAGGAAGUUCUCUCUCUUACUGGAGGACUUCCUUUGGCCAUCGAAGUCGUAGGUUCCCUUCUUUGUCAAUGUGAGAAGAAGAGAUGGAAAGUGACAAUUGAGCGGCUAAAGAAAGUGCCCAAUCGAGAUGUUCAAGAAAAGCUGAAGAUAAGUUUUGAUGCAUUGGAGUUUCACCAAAAACAGAUAUUUCUUGACAUAGCCUGCUUUUUCAUCAACAAGGAGAGAUCAAAUGCAAUUCUAAUGUGGGAAGCUUGUGACUUUGACCCUGAUUAUGGAAUUGAGGUCCUUGUUUCCAUGUCUUUGCUGAAAAUUACGAAGGACAAUGAAUUUCAAAUGCAUGACCUUGUCAAAGAUCUUGGAAGGGAGCUUGUUCGGGAGGAAUGCUUUGGUGAUCCUGCCAAGCGUAGCAGGAUAUGGUCAAGCAAAGAAGCAAAGGAGCUAUUUAAGAUAAAGCAGGAAAAAGAAAAUGUUGAAGGGCUGUUUCCGGAGAAAUUAUAUGGCGACUGCAUUCUCAAACACGAGCUGUUUUCAGGUUUUCGAAAUCUAAGAUUACUGAAAUUGGUGGGUGCAAAGCUGACAGGUAACUUUGAGAAUCUCCUUCCAAAGUUAAAGUGGUUCACAUGGCAACAAUGUCCUUCCGAUUUCGCUGUGACCAAUCUAACAUUGGAGAAUUUAGUGGUUCUUGACCUUUCUGACAGUUUUAUCACUGAAAACUGGGCUGGUUGGAACAUGAUUCAGUUAGCAAAGAAUUUGAAGGCCUUAGACCUCACUGGGUGCUGUAACUUGACAAGUACACCUUACUUGUCCAACAAUGACGCUUUAGAGAGAUUGGUUCUCAGAGGAUGCCGUAAUUUAGCUGAAAUACACGGCUCCAUCAAUAAGCUGACAAGACUGAAGCAUCUUGAUCUUCAAGGCUGUCCUUCUCUGAGAGGGUUGCCCGAAGAGCUAUGUUCGCUGGAAGAUUUGGAAAAUAUUUUGGUGGUCGGGAAUCAUGGAGCUCCUUUCCACUUACCAGAAUCAAUUGGUAAUUUACGCUCUCUAUCUGUCAUGAAAUUACAUUGGGUGGAAAUUACUAGAAUUCCUGACUCCAUUGGAGGAUUGGUGAAUCUCACGCACCUCUCUAUGCACAAGUGUAGUGGCAUGAAGACACUUCCAGACAUAAUCGGAGAUUUGAAAUCACUAGUUAAGUUAGACAUGUCUAAUACAGAGUUGAGUGCAUUGCCUAAUUCUGUUGGACGACUAAGUAAACUCCGGUGGUUGCAGUUAAAUUCAACGAAGAUAGAGGAGCUUCCCGGCUCUCUUGGGGAUUUGGAAUCAUUGGUUGAGUUACAGCUGUCCAACUCAAAUUUAAGUGCGUUGCCUGACUCUGUUGGACGACUAAGUAAACUCCAGUGGUUGCGGUUAAGUUCAACGAAGAUAGAGGAGCUUCCUGACUCUCUUGGGGAUUUGGAAUCAUUAGUUGAGUUACAGCUGUCUGACACAAAUUUAAGUGCGUUGCCUGACUCUGUUGGACGACUAAGUAAACUCUCGCUGUUGGAGUUAAGUUCAACGAAGAUAGAGGAGCUUCCUGACUCUCUUGGGGAUUUGGAAUCAUUAGUUGCCUUAGAGCUGUCCAACUCAAAUUUAAGUGCGUUGCCUGACUCUGUUGGACGACUAAGUAAACUCAAGUGGUUGCGGUUAAGUUCAACGAAGAUAGAGGAGCUUCCUAACUCUCUUGGGGAUUUGGAAUCAUUAGUUGAGUUAGAGCUGUCCAACUCAAAUUUAAGUGCGUUGCCUGACUCUGUUGGACGACUAAGUAAACUCUCGCUGUUGGAGUUAAGUUCAACGAAGAUAGAGGAGCUUCCUGACUCUCUUGGGGAUUUGGAAUCAUUAGUUGAGUUAGAGCUGUCCAACUCAAAUUUAAGUGCGUUGCCUGACUCUGUUGGACGACUAAGUAAACUCCAGUGGUUGCAGUUAAGUUCAACGAAGAUAGAGGAGCUUCCUGACUCUCUUGGGGAUUUGGAAUCAUUGGUUGGGUUACAGCUGUCCAACACAAAUUUAAGUGCGUUGCCUGACUCUGUUGGACGACUAAGUAAACUCAAGUGGUUGCGGUUAAGUUCAACGAAGAUAGAGGAGCUUCCUUACUCUCUUGGGGAUUUGGAAUCAUUGGUUGAGUUACAGCUGUCCAACACAAAUUUAAGUGCGUUGCCUGACUCUGUUGGACGACUAAGUAAACUCCAGUGGUUGCAGUUAAGUUCAACGAAGAUAGAGGAGCUUCCUGACUCUCUUUGGGAUUUGGAAUCAUUGGUUGAGUUAGAGCUGUCCAACACAAAUUUAAUUGCGUUGCCUGACUCUGUUGGACGACUAAGUAAACUCCAGUGGUUGCGGUUAAGUUCAACGAAGAUAAGUGCGUUGCCUGACUCUGUUGGGGAUUUGGAAUCAUUAGUUCGCUUAGAGCUGUCCAACUCAAAUUUAAGUGCGUUGCCUGACUCUGUUGGACGACUAAGUAAACUCUCGCUGUUGGAGUUAAGUUCAACGAAGAUAGAGGAGCUUCCUGACUCUCUUUGGGAUUUGGAAUCAUUGGUUGAGUUACAGCUGUCCAACACAAAUUUAAGUGCGUUGCCUGACUCUGUUGGACGACUAAGUAAACUCCAGUCGUUGGGGUUAAGUUCAAUGAAGAUAGAGGAGCUUCCUGACUCUCUUGGGGAUUUGAAAUCGUUGGAAACAUUGGAUCUGAGUUCAUCCAAACUGAGGAUUCUACCAGAUUCUGUGGGAGAGAUGUCUGAAUUAAGGCACUUGUUGCUGGAUGAAUGCAACAUAAGAAAGUUGCCUAGUUCUAUCGGGAAGUUAGCAAGGCUAGAAUAUUUGGAGUUGGGAGGUUGGAGCUUAAAAUGCCUCCCGCAGCUCCCAGAUUUCUCCAACUUGAAGAAGCUGCAGAGCAUUGAUUUCGAAGAUUGGUUCGUAAAAGUUGCAGGGACUGAGAUUGACAAGCAUGCGUGUGGAGUUGCUCGGAUGAGAUGGUCAGGUUUUCCUGCCAGAUGGGAAAUUUGACGUCGCUGGAUAUCUCUAACAGGGAAUCCCUUGCUGAGUCACCAUUGCUUGAUUUCUCACGCUUGGAAAAUCUCAAGAAGUUACGUCCUAUUUGAAGGGGCUCACCGAGAUGAACGGCCUAGGAGAACUGGGAUACCUGGCGGAAUUAGAUAUCCGGUACUGCGAUUCCCUGGAAAUGAUUGGGAAUCUGUCGGAAUCGAAAAGGCUAAAGGGGAUCUUUAUAAUGGAGUGCUCGAAGCUAAGAGAAAUGAGAGGCCUCAACAAAUUGUUCUUGGCAUCAACAAAUUGUUCUUGGCAUCUAUACAGAUGAGGGCUGCGGAUCUGUGGGAAAUAUUGAUGAACUGAAGAAGAGAUGCGUGUGGGGAAGUUUCGAUGAAUUAGAAGUUGAGAACAACGCCGAUUGAUGAG